GCGCGAAGGUCGCCCAAGAAGAGCCGUGUUGGUGGUGAGGCUAAAGGAGGGAGAGAUGGACUCGGUGGAGGAGCUACGAUAUCAUGCGGAGGACUGGGUUGGCAUCUUGGAGGAGGGAUACAAGCAGCUGCAGAUGGUAGUGGAGGUUCUUGCGCGGCAGCAGCAGGAAGGGAGGGAGAUCGAUGGGGGGGCGAUCUCGAAGGGGCGGUGGUUGGAGGAUAGGGCUCAGGAGAUGUUAGACAUCAUAUGGGAGCUGGAGGAGGGGCCGGAUCCCCGGCUUCAUGGCUACAUCGAUUGGAGGCGAGCAGAGGAUAGGAUGCGGGCUUGCAAAUCCCUCUUUCCACUGGGGUGUGACCUGCGCGAUCAGAUGGGGGACAGGCAGAAAAGUGGAGAGAUGGGCGAGACGGGCGACAAUGGUGACAAGGACGACGGAUUGCAGGGAGGUUGGGAGGCCAGCGGCUGUGACAACAGCGAUUACAACGACAACAACGAAUACAACAACAACAACAACAACAACAACAACAACAACAACAACAACGACGACAACGACAUUGACAACAAUGACUACAACAAGUUCAACAACAACAACAACAACAACGACAACGACAUUGACAACAAUGACUACAACAAGUUCAACAACAACAACAAUAUCAACGGUAAAGGCGUCAUUGACGACACUGACGACUAUGGAAGCGGCUGGGGUUGGCAGAGAGACGCAGGUGGCCGUAGGGGAGACUAGGGUUGGCAUGAGAAAAGGGUUUGCUAUCUUUCCCCCCCCCUUCCCCCCCCCUUCCCCCCCCCUCGAUACUAGUUGUGAUGUCAUCAUUCCCCUCUCCAACUUUGAAAUGGAACUCCUCUUGCUGGUUUGGUUGAGGAUAGGGGUGGGAUAGCUGUUGAUGGUCGAUGUUGCUCGGCCCGGCCCGAAACAUCGAUUAGCAAUGGGGGGCAGAUUGCCCCGUUGCUUUGCGGUGGGCUGGUUAGGGAAUAGUUUGUAGGAGGUUCCUCCUUCUCUACGAAGGAAAGUGAUCCAUACUCGCUGGCUGGUUCACAUGGUAAUGUAUAUUGCGACAUAUUAGGGUUAACAAUGCAGCAGGUUAAUCCUCCUCUGGUAUGGGGGAGCAAUCAAUGCCUCUGCAUAGA
Molecule: messenger RNA, 1140 nt
Organism: Chara braunii
Lineage: Eukaryota; Viridiplantae; Streptophyta; Charophyceae; Charales; Characeae
Source: the annotation of a GenBank genome assembly